AUUCAAUACAGUAAACACGCGCAAGCUAUCCGAGCUUUUAUACGUAUCCACGGAGCAUAAGGGGCUCUUUAUAGUGAUUGCGCGCGAGUCGACCGCACGCGUCCCCGCGCUCCACGUUGCGUCGCGAUGAUGAGUUGGGCACAAGAGCAGCCAGCUGACAAGUUGGAGAUCAACGAGGCGGUCGGCAAACUGCUGCAGUCGUUCAAUUAUGAGACCAUAGUGCCGCAGCCUAACAAGGGUGGAGGGUGCAUUCGGCGGCCGCAUGUGAAGCGACCAAUGAACGCCUUCAUGGUGUUCGCGCAAGCGAUGCGCAAACGACUGUCUGAGCAGCGCCCGUCUCUACAUAACGCAGAACUGAGCAAGUCCCUUGGAUCUAUGUGGAAAAGUCUAAGUGAAGAAGAAAAAAUGCCGUUCAUAAAGGAAGCCGAGAAGUUGCGGAACAAACACAAAAAGGAUCACCCCGAAUACAAAUAUCAGCCGCGACGUCGGAAACCACCGCCGACAUCCGCGGCGCGACUCAAGCGAGAAAUAUCGCCAGAUAGAUCUCAAAUAGAUUUCUCACGAAUCGAAGUGGACGGUGCAUUAUUAGCGGACGGCCCUCCAGAUGGCGCAGAAUUAGAUCAGUAUCUAAAACCGACGCCGAUACCGGAGUACCAUGAAAUGCAGCCUCGCUACCCUCACAGCUUGUCCCACCACGUCGCUCCACUGUACACCCCCGUCCCCUCACACUUACACCCGCCCUGCACGGAUUGGCAACACUACCCGGGACAUCCUUAAUAAAAUGCACCGUUGGAACAAAACAAACGGUUCCAUGUUAUCUCCUAGAAAUUUAUCAAAAAUAGGUCACGUCACGACACAUGGACGUCUAGUGCUGAAGGUUUUUUGUAAAUAUCAUAUCAACAUAUGGGUUUUUGAUCUUGUGCGUAGUAGCGCACGUGCACUUAAUCAUAAACAAAUAUUUAAAAUAUGGUCCUAUUAAUGAUAAUAAUAUAUUAUUCUUAUUUGCUAAGCUUUUUCGAAUUGAUAGGUAAUAAAAUAAUAACUACGAGUAUAGGUAUUUUAAGGGUAGAUAAUAAAAGAGGGUAUUUUGUAACUUUAUACUACUUCUAAUUUUCCACAGUGCACAAAGAUGUUGCAAUAACAUGUCAAUUAUUCAAUUAAAGAAAGUUCUUUAUAAAAUCUAUCUACUUGGUUUCAUAUUUUAUAGACAGGUAGAAUACUUCAAGGUACACUUCUAUUGUAAACUUGAAUAAUACAACGUUUCACGAUGUAAAUAAGUAAUUCUUCUAUUUUAUGUAAUGUAAUCUAAAUUUUUUUCAAUAAUAAGAACUACAUAGCUAACUUAGGUUAUUCCCUCAAUUUCCAAAGUACAUAAUUGUAGAGUUUGUUAGUAAUAAUAUAUUAUGUUAGUACGUAAAUUUAUUAUAAGAUAUCGAUUAUAAGAGAUCAUAAGUUGUUAUUGUGAUUAAAAAGUAAACAUGAAGUUGUUGUUGUUAUUUUUAAUAAAUAAUUGAACUAUAUGUCAA
Messenger RNA from Colias croceus (clouded yellow), 1526 nucleotides. RefSeq names its product sex-determining region Y protein-like. Gene Ontology annotation, cellular component: nucleus. NCBI's taxonomy places the organism in Eukaryota, Metazoa, Arthropoda, Insecta, Lepidoptera, Pieridae. The record is from RefSeq and is a predicted model, not a curated record. The transcript has 3 exons. Bases 127 to 777 code for a protein of 216 amino acids. Gene Ontology annotation, biological process: regulation of transcription by RNA polymerase II. Gene Ontology annotation, molecular function: DNA-binding transcription factor activity, RNA polymerase II-specific; RNA polymerase II cis-regulatory region sequence-specific DNA binding.